Molecule: messenger RNA, 450 nt
Organism: Brassica oleracea var. oleracea
Lineage: Eukaryota; Viridiplantae; Streptophyta; Magnoliopsida; Brassicales; Brassicaceae
Exons: 2
Coding region: 101-346 (81 amino acids)
Source: RefSeq, a predicted model, not a curated record
UUUUAUCUCUUUCCCGAUGCAUUGGUUCAAGAUUUUAUUACAGGAAGUGGAACCUAAAAAACAAAGAUCAAAAAAGGGAACCUAGGAAGAUCAUACAUACAUGGCGGAAGAAUCAAAACAAAGCUCUGUUUCUGAUGAUAAGACGAGUGUGAUUGGAAGAAGCAGUAAGGAAGAGAAACAAUCAAAGGUUCAUGAAAAGGAGACUCAUGGAAAAAGUGAAGACAUCAACGAGAAGACAAGAGUGGAUGAUGUGAAAGGACCAGGUGUCUUCGGACGUAUGAAGGAAGAAGUGGAAGCCAUUGUCGAUGCAGUUACUCCUAGCAAAAGUUCUGUUGAUGACAAGUGAUACACACCAUCAUCGUUUUUUUUCUCGCUGCCUUCGUUAUCUCUGUGUGUUAGAACAGUAACCAACUCCUUGGCCAUCUAAUAAAGACACGACCUUUAUGAUUC